Cooperia oncophora is the source of this 879-nucleotide messenger RNA. Lineage: Eukaryota; Metazoa; Nematoda; Chromadorea; Rhabditida; Trichostrongylidae. The record is from the annotation of a GenBank genome assembly.
CAACCGCAGAAAGCCAGCACAGGAUCCUCAACAAAUGCGUCGCGACCGCAACGAGUUCAGAUUGUUCACGCACCGACUUCUUCGUCCUCUCAGUUCGUUCCGAAGGUUGCUCAGGAAGGAGUGACUGUGACAGCCAGUGGCAGUGCAGGAAUGGUUGGGAGCGUUAAAAAAGAUUCAAUGACAAUGGUGGUGGACCCAAAUUCGUACUAUUCUAAUGGUGCGCAAAAAGUGUACAGAUUAGUAAAUGUCUCGGAUUUAGAUACAGGAGUCCAUCCUCCUCCCAGAAAACGUAUUGCGAUCAUGCAGAAACAACCUGGUGCGUCGUCUAUGCAAAAUCCAGCAGCAGCUAGUGAAUCCUCGUCGUUGGGUUCGACAAGAGGAACAAGUGCAGUGGCAGGUUCUCGAGGUCAGCUUGGAGAUGACAUUAUCAUUGAUGACGGAAUAGAGGAGCGAACUGUGGUCAUAGAACAGCAUGACUCUGAUUCUCCUUUGCUGGGUGAUUCACCGCUCAGUACAAUGAUGGUAAGUGGUCACCAGGCCGUCCCACGAGGAAGUCAGUCUCGGCAUAUGCAAUUAGCGAUGAACGAACAAUUGCGGCCACAAACACGUUUAGUCUCAUCGUCACCUCAACAUCACUCACCUUCACUUGGAGCAGGAUAUAUUCAAAGUCAAUACGAUGCUGAUUUACAGUUCCAACAAUUCAUCAGUCAGAAUCUGAGUGUUCUGAAUGAUGACGAGAUCACACGCAGCAGUCUGAUGGAUGCACGGUUCGGACAAGGAACUUGCCUACGUAUCAUGCAGGAAGAAGAAAUGGCCUCACAAACGGAUACAGGCGGUCCUUCGAGCACGAGAGACGGCACUCAGACCCUUGAUAUGUGA